Molecule: messenger RNA, 6890 nt
Organism: Scophthalmus maximus (turbot)
Lineage: Eukaryota; Metazoa; Chordata; Actinopteri; Pleuronectiformes; Scophthalmidae
Gene: megf6
Product: multiple EGF like domains 6
Exons: 38
Coding region: 233-5137 (1634 amino acids)
Molecular function (GO): protein binding; scavenger receptor activity; calcium ion binding
Source: RefSeq, a predicted model, not a curated record
GCCAUUCAAAGGCUGCGAUUGACAUCAGACAAGUCGUCGCUCGGCUUCUGACCGGUGAACGGGAAAUCACGCCUGGAUCUCGGGGAAACCUCUAUGCAAGACAAACAUAAAGAUUGGAGUCAUGUCGCAAUUCGAUCUUCCUUCAAUUGUCAGGAUGCUCUUCAUUUGAUGGGCACAGAGGGGGCGCCGACUGAGUACAGCUCCUCUUCGUGUCUGUUAACUGGCUGAAAUCAUGUUCCCAGAUAUUUUCAUUUUGUGUGUUAUAUUACUCAGCACCAUGCCCGUCGCGUCACCUUUGGAGCUGCAACUUGGCAUGCCAAAUGUUUGUGCAGACCAGGAGAUGUCCAUGCUGGGGGCCCGUCAGCCUUGUGUCCAGACUUUUACCCGCAUGGUCAAAGUGUGGAAACAGGGCUGCACCAACCACAGAUGGUGUAUGGGAUACGAGAGGAGGACAGCAUACUAUACAGCAUACAGGCAGAGGUACAGCGUGGACCUAAACACAGUCUACAAGUGCUGCCCAGGUUGGACUCAGAGAAGUGAAGAGAUGGGCUGUCUGCAUAGGGCGUGUGGUGCCAAUACAUGCUUCAACGGAGGCCGGUGUUCAGAGACUGGGGACCAGAUAUGUCAGUGUCCACUGGGCUUCAAAGGGACACGAUGCCAGUAUGAUGUCAACGAAUGUGACGCGGGUGCAGGCGGCUGUGAGGGCUACUGUUGCAACACCAUUGGCAGCUACUACUGCAAGUGCUCUGAAGGCAGGAGACUGGGGCCAGAUGGCAGGACAUGUCACGAUGUAAAUGAGUGUGAGGAGCUCAAUGGAGGAUGCCAGCAAAUGUGUGUCAACACACCGGGCUCUCACCACUGUGAGUGCAGCGAAGGCUUCCGCAUGCACGCCGACGGUCGGACCUGCAUCGCUGUGACUUCUUGCUCAGUCUUGAACGGUGGAUGUGAGCACAAGUGUGUGGACAUGGGGAACAAUCAUUACAAGUGUGAAUGUCGGAAGAACUACCAGCUGAAGAGAGAUGGGAGACACUGUGAAUUGAGGGACCCCUGUGACGAGAGGAAUGGAGGCUGCGCCCAGCUGUGUCUUUCUGAAGAUGGCGUGGUUCAGUGCAGCUGCCGACCCGGUUUUACUCUGGCUGGAGAUGCCAAGAACUGUGAAGACAUUGACGAGUGCAGUUCGGGCCGUGCCAAGUGUUCCCAUGGAUGCGUCAACGUGCUGGGCUCUUUCAGCUGUGUGUGUCACCCCGGUUUUGAACUUGGUGCGGAUGGAAAACAGUGCUACCGAAUUGAGAUGGAGAUCGUCAACAGCUGUGAGAAGAACAAUGGAGGUUGCUCUCAUCAUUGUGAGCACACCACCAACGGACCCCUGUGCUCCUGCAACCGCGGCUACCAGCUGGGCCCAGACAGGAGGACCUGUGUGGAUAGCGACGAGUGCGGCAGCGGCGAGUCCUGCUGUAGUCACUUCUGCAGAAACUACCCGGGUGGCUACGAGUGCAGCUGCAGGGCCGGCCACAGGCUGAACCCGGACGGCUGCGGCUGUGACGACAUCGAUGAGUGCCUGGCAGAGACUUCAGGCUGUGAACACUACUGUGUCAACACCCUGGGAACAUAUGAGUGUUUCUGUCGACUGGGCUUCCGCUUGGAUCAGGACCAGCACUCCUGCAUCUCAUUGUAUGGCAGAGACGUGGAAGAAGACGAAGAGGAGGAGGAGGAGGACGAGGACGAGGAGGAAGACGAGGAGGAGCAGCUGGAAGUUCACAGAUUGCCAGAUCUGCUGUUCCGCAACGCUCCUCAGCUCCUGCAGUACACCGCAGCCUUGCACUCCCGUUAUGAGAUUGAUGAUGAUGAUGAUGAUGAUGAUGAUGACAAUGGUGAAAAUGAAAAAGAAUCAGAGAUGCAGAGAGACCGCAGGGGAGAACUUAGGCUGGACAGCCACAUAGUUUGUCUAGAUGGCUCGUUCGGGGAAGACUGCAGGGCGAGCUGUGAAGACUGUGUGAACGGAGUGUGUGGUGAAAACAGAGACCGGUGUCAGUGUUCACCCGGAUGGACCGGAAUCAUCUGCAACAAGACUUGUCCACAGGGGACAUAUGGGCAGGCCUGUAACAGCCUGUGCCGUUGCCAGAAUGGAGGCUCGUGUGACCCUGUGACUGGGACGUGUUUGUGCCCCCCGGGGGUCCAGGGCCUGCUCUGCGAGGAAGGUUGUCCUAGAGGUUAUUUUGGGAGACACUGUAGAAGAAAGUGUACCUGCCCCAACAAUGGACACUGCCAUCAUCUGUUUGGAGCCUGCCUCUGUUCUCCGGGGCUGUAUGGUCGCUUUUGCCACCUGUCUUGUCCCAGGUGGACGCACGGUGCAGGCUGUUCCAAGGAAUGCGACUGUGUUCAAGAACAUUCUUCUGGCUGUGACCCCAAAACGGGGAGCUGUUUCUGCAGAGCUGCAUACCACGGCCCACAGUGUGAGAAUGAAUGUGAUGCCGGCUUCUUCGGUGCGGGCUGCGAGCAGCCAUGUGACUGUCCAGGUGGGGGAUCGUGUGACCCCAGGACCGGAGAGUGCAGCCAGCGGUGUCCUGCAGGACUCCACGGAGAUAGAUGUCAGCACGCCUGCAAAGCUGGGAGCUAUGGACCGAACUGUCAUCGGACCUGUGACUGUGGAGGAGCGUCUUGUGAUCCCACAACCGGACAGUGCAUCUGUGCCCCUGGGAAGACGGGACACUCCUGUCAGGAAGACUGCCCUGAUGGAUUCUGGGGGUUGAAGUGCCGGUCCCCCUGCCCUCCCUGUCACAACAGAGGCUCCUGCAACAAGCAGACUGGAGGCUGCGACUGCGAGGCAGGCUUCACAGGAAACCUCUGCCAGAAUAAGUGUCCUCCAGGGCACCAUGGACCAGGCUGCCUCAUGCACUGCUCAUGCCAACCCGAUGCCACCUGUGACCCACAGACCGGACAGUGUGUCUGCCCUCCGGGCCAAACAGGCCACGACUGUGCAACGUCCUGUGAAUCUGGUUACUGGGGCCGAGGGUGCGUCACUAAAUGCCAGUGCCGGGACGACUCUCUGGGCUGUGACCCCGUCAGCGGUCAGUGUGUGUGCGAGACAGGCUUCACCGGAGACCACUGUGAAAAGAGGUGCGUGAAUGGAAGCUACGGGCAGGGCUGUAUCCAGCAGUGCCAGUGUCAAAACGGAGCCCACUGUGACCAUGUGAGUGGAGCCUGUACCUGUUCACCUGGAUACGCCGGCACUUCUUGUGAAAAAAUGUGCCCGGACGGCUUUUACGGUCUUGACUGUGGCCAGAUGUGCGAGUGCAGGAACGGUGCCCGCUGCCACCACAUCACAGGAGCCUGCCUAUGCACCGCCGGCUGGGCAGGACCACACUGCAUUCUGGAAUGCCCGGAGGGUCACUUUGGAGAGCGGUGCGGUCAGACCUGUGAGUGUCAGAAGAACGGGGCCAGGUGUGACCACGUCACCGGGCGAUGCAGCUGUACGCCCGGGUGGACCGGCGUGAGCUGUCAACUGCCCUGUCCUGCGGGACAAUACGGGGAACACUGUUCUGGCCAGUGUCUGUGUCAGAACGGGGGCUCGUGUGACGGCGUGACGGGCCAGUGCUCCUGCCCACCCGGCUGGACUGGUGACGCUUGUGAGUUAGAGUGUGAGGAAGGACGCUUCGGAGCGAACUGCAUCCAGGCCUGCGGCUGCACAAACGGAGGGAGAUGUGACAAGGUGACGGGCGGAUGUGUGUGUCCGCCUGGUUGGACAGGAGAGCUGUGUCAGUCAGCCUGUUCCGAGGGAUUCUUUGGCGAGGGCUGCGAGCGGAGGUGCGACUGUGUCCAUGGUCCGAGUUGCCACCAUGUGACGGGCCGCUGUGAGUGCGAGCCAGGCUGGAGAGGAGCCCGGUGUGACAGACCCUGCCUCCCGGGGUCCCACGGUGCCUCCUGUGCCCAGCGGUGUCGGUGCCCGGCUGGGGUGUCCUGUCACCAUGAGACGGGGAGCUGUGGCUGCCCCGCUGGACUCACGGGCCCGGGCUGUGAGAAACCCUGUCCUGCCGGCAUGUUCGGGGAGAAGUGCAGCCAGCUGUGCCAAUGUUCAGGGGAUCAGGAGCAGUGCCAUCCUGUGACGGGGACGUGUAGCUGCCUACCUGGUUACCACGGCGCACACUGUGAGCUGCGAUGUCGAGCGGGAACUUUUGGGCCAAACUGCAAGUCCAGAUGCAGCUGCAUCAACGGUGGUCGCUGUGACUCCAGGACCGGGACGUGCUACUGCCCCCCGGGCUUCAUCGGAGCUGACUGCAGUUCCAGUUGUCUGAGUGGGUACUAUGGGAAGGACUGUGGUAAGCCGUGCUCCUGUGGGGAAGGAGGGCAGUGCCACCCGACCACUGGGAGGUGUAUCUGUGCCCCUGGCAGGAUGGGACAGUCCUGCGAGCAAGCGUGUCCUAGAGGGCGCCAUGGCCCACAGUGCAGAAACACAUGCAGCUGUCACAACGGGGGUCUGUGUGACCCUGUGGACGGGUCCUGCAAGUGUGGCCUGGGCUGGACGGGACCACGCUGUGACACAGGCUGUUCACAGGGAAAAUAUGGGCUUGAUUGUGCGCACGAUUGUCCAUGUGUCAACAGCGGGACGUGCGACCGUUUCACUGGCACCUGCGGCUGCACUGCUGGGUUCUACGGCCACUCCUGUCAACACAGAUGCACUUCGGGGUUUUUCGGAAUGAAUUGUGCCCAAACCUGCGACUGUAAAGUGGGUCGGACAUGUGACCACGUAACAGGCCACUGUGCGUGUCCACCAGGCUACGAUGGGUCGCAAUGCCAAAGACGGUGUGAGGCCGGCAGCUUUGGACCGGGCUGUGCAGAGUCAUGUAACUGUGCUGGUGAGGCCCCGUGCGCCCCGGCGACAGGACGGUGCCUCUGUCCCCCGGGACGGACGGGAGAGCGAUGUGAGAAAGACUGCGGUGGGGAUCGGUUUGGCCCCGACUGCUCCCUGCCGUGCCAGUGCUCCCACAGGGCCCGCUGUGAUGGGCUGACUGGACGAUGUCUGUGUCCGCUCACCUGGCUGGGCCCCACGUGUAGUGAAGCCCUGCUACACCAAACCCCGGGACCGUUGAACUUCUCGGUGUCCCAAAGAAAGAGAAGAGCGGGCAGCAAAAUCACAUAACACAAGCGGAGGCGCAGACUCCCGACCGGACACUCAAACACAGGGCUUGGCUGUGUGAAGCGUUUACCACGAUCGCCUUGUGGAACUGGUGGUCGCACUAAUCCUACUCACCCUGCACCGUCCUCGUCGCUGAGCCCGGAGCUCCAGCUAAUCAGCCAGUGGGCCUGACGUGUGGCUGACCCUCAGAGGACCAAGAACUUUGAACCUACCCCAGACUGUGUCAGAUUUAAAGUCCAGGGUUACACAGACUCCUUUGCAGUACACAAAAAAUACCUGCACCACAUCUGCUACAAUUGCUGAUCUGAAGCGGCGACAUUUUUUCUUCUUCUUCCAGUUUAAUGAGUUGUUAAGGGGUUCGGUUUCUUUCUUUGGGGCAUUUGGACAGGACACGUGACGGAUUCGGAGACUUUUCCUGUAACCGGAGAGCCUUUACAUCCCCUACCAACGCAGCCCAUAAAAGAAAACUCGAUGGUUAGUAUAAGAGAAUGCCGAGCAUAUUUCUGGUGAAGAUUAACGGCAUCUAAAACAGAUUUAGAAAUAUAUGGGUCAUGUAUAUACUUAUUGUGAAGAAUAAAACACCAGGAUCCACACAUACAGGGAGCUGCAGGCACGCGGGCUACAAACUGUGGUUCAAUAGAGGAACCAUAAAAAGUUCAAGCAGAGGAUUUGGGUUCAUGCUAAAAAAAAAUAGCCUCCAUACAUAUUUUAAGAUAUGUAAAAUAAAAAAUAAAUACAUUUAUUUUUGAUAUACUUUUCUCCUCGGCAAAGUUGAGGUUAAAUUACAUCUACUCCCUAAUUUGCUCUCAAAUUAGUUUUGAUGUCACAAAUUCCCGAUUGAAACUUUCCAUCCUAAAACGUUUGAGUCCUUAAGUUGCAUACAAAACUUGUAAAAUGCUGAUAUUUGCGUGUAUGUAUAUCCAGCACAUCAAACGAUUAUGAAGUUCACCUUCAUCAAAGUGACUCACAAAACACUGAAAUGUGUGUGUGUGUGUGUGUGUGUGUGUGUGUGUGUGUGUUGUGUGUGUAUGUUUCUUCCCCGUUUAUAGGAAAUAUUACGUUUGAUUUUCAAACGUUCUCUGUCAUUCACGUUCCAUGUCAAACCGCAUUGAUUUCCCAAAAUGAAAAGUUAUUCCUAACAGAUUCAUUCUCGCUAUUGAAAGGUGAACCACCCUCGUCUUGAAUUAUUAAAUUUUUCACACGCGUACCUAGUUAUUUUUUUUUAUCCUGAAUACGACGUGAACAUGCGUCAUUUACAAGCUUUAGGAACACACUUCAUUUGUUCGCGUUGAUCAUAUACUUUCUUAUUGCAGUGCAGUGGUCGUGAAAAAUACUGCAUGGAAUUGCACGUGUCUGCAGAAUCAGCAGCUGGUACACAGUAAGGAAGUCUAGUAGAAAAUGCUGGAAUGGAUACUAACACUUUUUCUGCACUAUUUGGACUUGUCAUCCAAAUUUAACCACAAGAUAAGAUUACAUGUCUUAUAUCACUACCGCGAUCACUCACCAUACAUGUGCAUUUAAUUCGAGGGUUCAACUUUUACAAAAACUUUAAGUGUAUUAUAUCUCAGGUCAUUUAUAAGACAUUUCCUGAUGGCGUGUCUAUGUCAGCGGUGCUACAUUGAUCCAUUUUGUUUGUCUAUUUGAUAGUCAGUUUUUACAGUAUCUUCUUGUUCCCUCCGUGAUAUGUCUCUUUACCAUCUGCGUUUGUGUUUUGACAACAGAGCCAUGAACCAAAUAAAUAAAUAAAUAAACAUUC